AUUAUUUUAUAUGUUCCAAAAUUUUCAACCACCCGAAUGUCCUUCAUCAACCAACCUAUCACAUUCUAGUCAAAGCCAUAGUUGCAAAUUAUCUCUUUCAUCUCCCUCUUCAAUUCUUCUACAAGAGUUUCCGUUUUGGAGUUCGAUACUAUCUGUAAAUAGCCCAACACUUAUUGGGGCUUUCAAAUUUUGUUCUUUUCAUUAAUGGGGUCGGUUUGUUCAGCUGGUAAGGCUGAGAAAAACAAAAACAAAGAGGUUGGAGGGAAAGGAUUGGGAAAGCUUAAGAAGUUAAAGAGUGUUACAAAGGAGAAAGGAGAUUGUUAUUCAAAUCCAAGGAGUAGUGAUCGUGGUAGAAAGAAAAAUCGAAGUGAAUUCAGAAUAUCUAAUCCUACUGGAAAAGAAGGGAAACAGGGAUCCCAGAGAGGUUCCAUUUGGGGAAGAGCUGGUGAGAGGGCAGUGGAAGUUCUGGACACACUUGGAAGUAGUGUGCCAAAGUUAAGCAACAGUAAUGGGUUUGGUUCUGCCGUGGCUCCAAGAGGGAAUAGAAUAUCUAUAUUGGCAUUUGAAGUGGCUAACACAAUAAAUAAAGGAGCAAUCUUGUUUCAAUCACUGUCUGAAGAAAACAUUCAGUUCCUUAAAAAAGAGAUUUUGCAGUCAGAAGGGUUGCAACAAUUAGUUUCAACUGAUACAAAGGAGUUAAUAGGCCUAGUUGAAGCUGACAAAAGGGAAGAAUUCAAUGCUUUCUCCCGGGAAGUGGCUAGAUUUGGAAACAUGUGUAAGGAUCCUCAGUGGCAUAACCUAGAACGAUAUUUCUCAAGAUUACAUAUGGACAUAUUAGACAACAUGCAGCCAAGGGUGGAGGCAGAAAACACAAUGCAGGAGUUGAUAACUCUAUCUCACAGUACUGCUGAAUUAUAUCACGAGCUAACUUCAUUAGAACGUUUUGAACAAGAUUAUCAGAACAAGAUUAAGGAAAUGGAAUCUUUAAAUCUUCCUCUCAACGGGGACAGUCUCACAGCUUUUCAGAUUGAAAUAAAGCAUCAGAGAAAGUUUGUGAGGAGCUUGAAAAGGAAAUCUCUUUGGUCAAGAAGAUUGGAAGAGAUUGUUGAAAAGCUUGUUGACAUAGUUACCCACAUGGAUCAAGCAAUUUUCGAGUUCCUUGGAAACCAUGGAACAACUUCUGUAAACUCUUGCAAGGGUUCUGAAAGACUUGGUGAAGCUGGUCUGUCUCUGCACUAUGCUAACAUUAUCAAUCAGAUAAACAUGAUUGCAUCUCGUCCAACUGUUCUUCCUCCAAAUAUGAGAGACACAUUGUAUCAUGGAUUGCCUAAUAAUAUUAAGAACGCACUUCCUUCUCGGUUGCAAAAUUCUGAUGCCAUGAAACAGCUCUCCAUCAAUGAGGUCAAAGCUGAAAUGGACAAGACGCUGCAGUGGCUUACUCCAUUUGCCACAAACACGACCAAGGCACAUCAAGGUUUUGGAUGGGUUGGCGAAUGGGCGAAUACAAGCACUGAGUUUUGUGAAAACACAAUCAAAGAAAAUAAACUGAUUCGGCUGCAGACACUUUACUAUGCUGAGAAGCAGAAGAUAGAUUUUUACAUCAUUGAACUGUUGACUAGACUUCACUACUUGGUUACCUUUGUAAGAUACAGACAUAGCAAUCCCAUGAGACCAAUAAUGUCCACAACAACUUCUCCGAAGCGACUAGAAUUUCAAGCAAAGAUGUUACAGUUUAUAAGCUUAGACAGUAUUAGCAAGUCAUUGGGAACUCAACUUUCCCAAGAGGACAAAAGAUUGUUAGAGGAAGUAACUAUGAGGAGAAGGAACCCAGGAGUUAGCAAAAGUGAGGAUCUUGCAGUGACCAAGAAAAGAAGAGCCAAACUUUGUCAUCAUAGUAAUAGUGUAGGGAGUUCACCUGUUACAACAAAAGCUUUGGAGAACCAAAGAUCUAAUCUUUUGGAUAUUAUAGAUGGACUAUAAGAUUUUUUUUCGAUUUGGUUUGUUUUGUUGCGCAAGAUGGAGAUGUUUAUGAAAGAUUAUGGGAAAAACAUAUAUGUGACAUUGUGUUCAGUUUCUUGAUGCAAGCUUAUUCUUUGAAAAAAGUAACAUUUUCUUUGUAUG
Messenger RNA from Vigna unguiculata (cowpea), 2121 nucleotides. RefSeq names its product protein PSK SIMULATOR 2-like. Gene Ontology annotation, biological process: positive regulation of growth. The record is from RefSeq and is a predicted model, not a curated record. NCBI's taxonomy places the organism in Eukaryota, Viridiplantae, Streptophyta, Magnoliopsida, Fabales, Fabaceae.